Messenger RNA from Archocentrus centrarchus (flier cichlid), 1770 nucleotides. RefSeq names its product multidrug and toxin extrusion protein 1-like. Bases 16 to 1770 code for a protein of 584 amino acids. The record is from RefSeq and is a predicted model, not a curated record. Lineage: Eukaryota; Metazoa; Chordata; Actinopteri; Cichliformes; Cichlidae. The transcript has 17 exons. Gene Ontology annotation, cellular component: membrane. Gene Ontology annotation, biological process: xenobiotic detoxification by transmembrane export across the plasma membrane. Gene Ontology annotation, molecular function: xenobiotic transmembrane transporter activity; antiporter activity.
UCUGGUCCAGCAGACAUGGAGAUUUCCAGUAACAAGCUUUUCUGCUGCAGGUGGGUUCGUAACAAAGUCCCUCUGACCCACAGAGAGGAGCUGUAUCACAUCCUGAGGAUGACAGGACCCCUGCUGCUCUCUCGAAUCCUCAAUUACCUGCUUCCGUUUGUGGUUACCAUGUUCUGUGGUCGUCUUGGAAAUAAUGUGAUGGCUGGCUAUGGAUUAGCUUCUGCUACCAUUAAUGUGACCACUGCAGCGACAGGAUGUGGACUGGCACUGGCAUGUGAUACUUUGGUGUCUCAGACUUUUGGUGGUAAGAACCUGCUGCGUGUGGGAGUGAUCCUUCAGCGAGGCAUCAUUAUCCUGCUAUUGUUCUGUCUCCCCUGCUGGGGUCUCCUCAUUAAUGCCCAGGCCAUCCUCUUAUGCUUGGGCCAGGACCCUGAGGUGGCAAGAAUAGCACAGCUGUAUAUUACAGCCUUCCUUCCUGCAGUGCCAGCAAUGUUUCUUCAUCAUCUUCAGGUGUCUUAUCUGCAGAACCAGGGAAUAAUACUGCCACAACUGUACACUGCUGCUCUGGCAAACAUAGCAAACCUGGUGACAAACUACAUCUUUCUUAAUUGGCUGGAUCUUGGUGUUGGCGGCUCUGCUGCAGCCAAUACUCUAUCUUGGAUUUACAUCUGUGCUUUUUUGUUUGCGUACAUCUGGUGGAAGAAGCUCCAUGUUACAACAUGGGGAGGCUGGUCUGUAGAAUCGCUGCAGGAGUGGGGCUCCUACAUGAAGCUGGCCAUUCCCAGUACCUUAAUGACUUGUUUUGAGUGGUGGGUUUAUGAGUUUGGAGGAUUCUUUGCAGGAAUGCUGGGUGAAGAAGAGCUGGCAGCCCAACAUGCUGGGAUAAUGGUGGCUUUCAUUACUUACAUGUUCCCUCACGGUAUUCAAGCUGCAGCAUGUGCCCGUGUGGGUAAUGCUCUCGGUUCAGGAGACACUGCCAGGGCGAUUCUAUCUGCCAAGAUGUCACUGGCUCUUGCAGGUCAUUUUGCAGUUGUUGAAGGCCUCAUCCUUGGCAGCACUAAAACAGUGAUUGGGUUCAUCUUCACGUCUGAUGAGAAAAUUGUAGCUCUGGUCUCACAGUUGAUGAAUGCCUACUGUUUCCUUCAACUUUUUGAUGGCCUCGUGUGUGUGUGCACAGGCAUCUUCUUGGGUACAGGCAAACAGAAGAUACCAGCUGUGGCUAAUUUCUUUGGAUACUACUUCAUAGGGCUUUCAAUGAGCAUUACUCUGAUGUUUGUUGUAAAACUAGGAGUGCUGGGUUUUUGGCUUGGACUGCUCAUUUGUGUCGCCUUACAGUCCAUCUUUUAUGUCAUUGUCAUCUUCAAGCUGAACUGGAAGAGAAUGACAGAUGAGGCCAUAAAACGAGCUCAGAAAAAGACUCACAUGACAGAAUCAGACACAGAUGCUGUUUCAGACGCUGGCCAAACAUCAAGUAAUGGGAAGUCUGGAGAUGGCUACAUGCCAGUGAGUACCAAAUGCCAAGAGUCACAAGGUGCACGUGUGGACCAGGACCUGAAAAUUAGCCGUCUUUCCACCACUCAGCUGAUCCUCAGGCGAGGUCUCACUAUGUUUGCAGCAGUUGGACUCCUUGCUAUAGGAGCAGGUGUGCACUUCCUUGUGCCAUUGCCAGAGACCCUGCCUGCAAACUUUACACUGGACUGGAUCAAUUCUACAGAUACUCCUGAUCAAAUAUUCUCCAGUGUGCUGGUCACAUUAGAAGAGAUGGCAUAA